Linderina pennispora is the source of this 280-nucleotide messenger RNA. RefSeq lists its product as uncharacterized. Gene Ontology annotation, molecular function: chitin binding. The record is from RefSeq and is a predicted model, not a curated record. Lineage: Eukaryota; Fungi; Kickxellomycota; Kickxellomycetes; Kickxellales; Kickxellaceae. The transcript has 2 exons. Gene Ontology annotation, cellular component: extracellular region. The coding region runs from base 38 to 274 and encodes 78 amino acids.
CUUUCAAAUAGCUGUGCAUCUCUGAAGGUAAAAAACAAUGCGCAGCUCAGCUAUCAUCCUCUCUCUUAAUCAGUUCUGCGUCAAGAACGGCGACGGCAACUACGUGUUCCAGGGAUCGUGCUCACGGUUCUACUCGUGCGCCAACGGAUUCGGGUGGCUGCAGGACUGCCCAGGCGACCUGCUGUUCGACACGGAGUUAAUGGAGUGCGUGUGGCACGAAAAGGUGCAGUGUGGCGACCGGCCUGUUGAGGCGCGUGGAUCUUCGGACAACUGAACAAUA